GUUUAUUUUUAGUUAUAUAUAUUUCGAAACGAAUGUUGUUGUUUACCUGUAAUGCAAGCUGUAAGAGAGAAAGGUGACUAUCGACAUGAUUAUUCAAGUCUAAUGGCGACAGAUAAAGUUAAAAAUGAGACUGGUGCAGCCCGUUUCAAAGAGCCAUAUACAGGACCCGGAUGUGCCGGUGGUAUUUUGAUUGGCGUUUCAUAUUUUCUCUGUGUUCUGUUUUUCCCGUUUUCAUUAUGCUAUACCAUCAAGGUUAUUACUGAAUAUGAGAGAGUUGUAAUUUUUCGUCUCGGUCGUGUAUUACCUGGUGGUGCCAAAGGACCAGGUUUACUUUUCAUCUUACCAUGUGUUGAUGAAAUAAAAAUGAUGGAUUUACGAACGGUGUGUCGAGACAUCAGACCACAGAAGAUUUUGACUAAAGACUGUGUGAACAUCACUGUAGAUGCUGUUGUUUACAGUCGUAUAUUUAAUCCAAAUUUAUCAGUAUGCUAUUUUGAGAAUCCACAUCUAUCUAUAAGUAUUAUGGCUGCAACUACACUCAGAAAAACCUUAGGAAAGAGAGACAUGGCUGAAAUAAUAUGUGACAGAAAGAAAAUUGCCAGGGAAAUAACAAGGAAAUUUGACAGACAAACAGCUAACUGGGGAAUUAAACUGGAAAGGAUUGAAAUAAAAGAAAUCAAACUCCCAAAAGAUAUGGAGAGAUCUAUGGCAGCUGAAGCGGAAGCAGCCAGACAAGCACGUGCAAAGGUCAUCACAGCCAAAGGAGAACAAAAUGCAUCACAAGCCUUAAAAGAGGCUGCAGAUAUCAUGUCACAAUCACCUGCUGCCAUUCAGCUCAGAUACUUACAGACACUUAAAUCUGUGGCAGCUAAAAAUAACUCAACCAUUCUAUUUCCUCUGCCGAUGCAACUGUCACAAGGAUAUUCUCACAGCUAAUUCCCAUCAUCAUGACAACGGAUGUUCCAGAAUUUUGCAUGCAAUUUUUGGAAAAAUUACAAAGAACAAUUUUGCACUUUCUCUAUAUAUAACAAUGUGUUUAUACCUCUGUAACCCAUUUGAGGUAUCUGUUGUAUGGGAAAAAAUCAUGAAAAAAAUAUUGCAUUCAUGAAAUGCAAGUGGUAUGAUGCAAAGGUACAUGCAUUUGCAAAACAUGGGUCAUCAUGCAAUGAAAAUUAUGACUUUGAAGACCAACUGUGACCCAGUUUAAGGAACAAGCAUGGUGCAUUUGUCUUCCUGUGGACAGCUUUCCAGUAUGAUCUUAAAAACAAGUUUUAUUUGGUCCAAAGUUAUAAAUAUGUACUGGUCUGAAGUCAGGAAGCAUACAUGUACUAAAAUACACUUAAGUUACUGUCACAUUGAUACAAAAAAUCUCAUUUUGUUCAUUAAAAAAACCUAAUAUGGAAAGAUUUCAGUUUAUAGGUAUCUAUAUCCUAUCUGAUCUCCCAUCGCUCCUGUUUUCUAAAGGUCACGUGGGACGUAUCAGAAAACAGGAGGGAUGCAAGAUCAGUUUUUUAUUAAGAUUAAUGAAAAACUUACUUGGCAUAAAAGUUCUUGAAGUUUUUUUGUCCAGAGGUCAAGAAAACUGUGUCCCUUAACCCUGCAUCUUCAACAAUGGCCACUCAUUAGUAAAAAUAAUCAUUAAA
Mytilus californianus (California mussel) is the source of this 1643-nucleotide messenger RNA. Its product is annotated as stomatin-like. Bases 52 to 936 code for a protein of 294 amino acids. NCBI's taxonomy places the organism in Eukaryota, Metazoa, Mollusca, Bivalvia, Mytilida, Mytilidae. The transcript has 8 exons. Gene Ontology annotation, cellular component: plasma membrane. The record is from RefSeq and is a predicted model, not a curated record.